This is a messenger RNA of Eurytemora carolleeae, 1666 nucleotides long. RefSeq names its product ATPase family AAA domain-containing protein 5 (gene elg1). The record is from RefSeq and is a predicted model, not a curated record. The transcript is spliced from 13 exons. Gene Ontology annotation, cellular component: nucleus. NCBI's taxonomy places the organism in Eukaryota, Metazoa, Arthropoda, Copepoda, Calanoida, Temoridae. Bases 5 to 1633 code for a protein of 542 amino acids. Gene Ontology annotation, molecular function: DNA clamp unloader activity; DNA binding.
GGUGAUGAACAACAUCAAGGAGCAGGAGAAGGAGGUCAUCCCCUGCUCAGUCUGUCAGGAAGUCAAGCUCAUUGAGAGAGAGAUCAUUAGGUACAAACAGAACAUCAGCACACAUUUUAUAAUCAAUACAGGGGUCUAUAUGUUCUUGAAAAUCUCCCCCCCCCCUUUCAAAAGGUCCUUUUUCUUCAGUAUAUUGGAACUAAAGGCUAGAGAUUUGAACUCUUUCUGUGGCGAAUUUUUGGAUAAAUCCUGCAGUAAGAAACCAGAUCUGGAGUACAGAGUCAACAAGCUCGCAGCCAGUGAUAUUAGAAGACUAGUUGGCCUAUUGAAGAGAAGAGUAGAGUACCCUGUAAACCGAAUAUUCCGCCGAAUGGUAGAACGGAAACUACAGGAUCAAGCCGCCAUGAGAAAUAGAACAGAGAACAAGGAAGGAAAAAAGGAACAAGAGAAGACAGACGGGAAAAGGCCAAAAAGGAAGUCAAAAGAGCUAAAGCUAGAUGCUGAGUGGAGCAUUGAUCAACCCUCAGGGGAACUAUGGACUAAUAAGUACAAACCUAGGUGUACUGAAGAUAUGAUCUUGAAUGAAGAUGAAACUUGGAAGCUAAGAAGCUGGUUGAAUAGUUGGACUAAACAUGGCAGUUCUAGUCAGAAUAGCAGUGCUACCAGUGAUAGUGAUGUGGAGGAUGAGCGGAUUGUUGAGAGUAGUUGUGCUCUGCUAACUGGAAGAUCUGGUUGUGGGAAAACAGCUGCAGUUUAUGCUCUAGCAGAGGAACUAGGUCUUCAUGUACUAGAAGUUAAUGCUUCAACUUGUAGAACAGGAAAGCAGGUGACCUCAAUGCUGCUGGAAGCAACACAGUCCCAGCAGGUUCAGGCUGGUCAGUCUAGACUAAACUUCUUUAAACCAGCAGUAGCGCAGGGGACUCCUACUCCAGCUGUUACUGCACAGAACAAGAGCAAGAGGGCGCUCAUUCUCUUCGAGGAUAUUGAUAUUGUCUUCGAGGAACAAGACCGUGGUUUCUACAGCGCUGUGAACAGUAUAGCAGCGGCUACAAAACGUCCAAUAAUAUUUACCUCUAGUGAUGAUCAAUGCUUGAACUUAAUCAAUAAAUCAAUCAAAUCUAGGAUUCAACUUUUCAGGUUUGAAAGUGCAAUGAACCCCUCUUUUGUGGCAACUCACCUUCAACUGAUGUGCUUAGCUGAAGGAGUGUUUGUAUCCCAUAGUUCUCUUGAAGGCUUAGUUACCAGCUCCAGGAGUAUUAGGGAGUGUAUUAAUACUACACAGUAUAUGGUGGAGUCAGGAUAUAUACAGGAAAUAAAAUCUGAAAUUGAGGAUGAAGAAGAAAUUGUAAAGAAGCCGAAGAAAAAGUUUACUCUGAAAAAGAUGAUUAAUGAUGGUCCUGAAGAAGGUUCUGAACCUCAACACCAAGACGAGGAGGAACUUUAUCUAAAAUUCUUUCAAACUAAAUCAUCAAGUAGGGGUAAUGAUAUUCAUGAGUAUGCACUAGAAGUAGAUAUUGGAUCAGAAUACUCACAUCAACAGUUCAUGGACUUACUGGCGGAGAAGGUUGAAUACACUUUCAUAUCCAGGAAAGAAGUAUACCCCCUGGAUGAUACUGAUGAAGUAUAUAUUUAAGGAAAGAAGUAUACCCCCUGGAUGAUAUUGAUA